GCAAACCGAAAACCCCGUCUUGUCUGUUGCAGAGCCAGAUAAACAACGACAGGACACACACGAAUUUAGUAGCAUGGAUAAGCUAAAAGACUCUCUUAGUAUAAUCGCACAGGCGCUGGACCGCUUCCGUGCCGAUGAGAUAUUCAUAUCGUUCAACGGCGGCAAAGACUGUACGGUGCUGUUAGACCUAAUACACAGCUCAAACCUGAAGGAUGCGAAACGGAUCAAAUGUAUCUACGUGCGGCCCCAAAAUCCGUUCACCGAGAUCGAGGAGUUUGUGGAACAGUGCCGGCAACACUACGGCAUCACGAUAGCGACCGUUGACGGUGGCAUAAAGGCAGCGCUCGAGCUGAUCUGUCGGGACGAUCCGGUGAUAAAGGCUUGCAUCAUGGGUUCGCGGCGGUCCGAUCCGUACUGUGAGCGGUUAGCACCGUUUCAGGAAACGGACGCUGGAUGGACACCGUUGAUGCGAAUCAACCCACUGCUAGAAUGGACCUGUGAAGACAUCUGGAGCUACAUCCGGGAACACAACGUACCGUACUGUGCGUUGUACGACAGAGGCUACACGUCGAUCGGUGAUCGAACGAAUACAAUUCCAAACCCUCACCUGAGGGUGGAGAUGGACGGUGAGGAGGAGACGUACCUUCCGGCGUACGCACUGCAGCAUGCGGACAAGUAUGAACGGGCAGGCAGACUUUAGAAGCCUGCCGUCGCUAGAUGGUGCCUUUUACUAAUGACAGAUAAUACGGUAAAGAUGCUGGUCCACGUACCUAAAAUCAGGUGAAAUUAGUGCAGUUGCCUAGCAACGGUGAAUCCUUCGUUUAAAAACAUAACGCCGCCCAUAAUCACCACACACGCCAAACCAAUACAAAUGGGUGGACUAUUUUAUUUUAACUACUACUACUAGCACAAAUUAAUUUACGAUUUCCGAAUUUCCGUUUUUUUGUGAAGACAGGCGACACCUUUUAUUUAUUUCGA
This is a messenger RNA of Anopheles stephensi (Asian malaria mosquito), 978 nucleotides long. Its product is annotated as FAD synthase-like. The record is from RefSeq and is a predicted model, not a curated record. The transcript has 4 exons. Gene Ontology annotation, molecular function: FMN adenylyltransferase activity. Lineage: Eukaryota; Metazoa; Arthropoda; Insecta; Diptera; Culicidae. Bases 74 to 700 code for a protein of 208 amino acids. Gene Ontology annotation, biological process: FAD biosynthetic process.